This is a messenger RNA of Pelobates cultripes (western spadefoot toad), 423 nucleotides long. NCBI's taxonomy places the organism in Eukaryota, Metazoa, Chordata, Amphibia, Anura, Pelobatidae. The record is from the annotation of a GenBank genome assembly.
AUGGGACCCACAAAAAUCCCUGAUGGCUCUCAGACCCCAUGGAGCAAUCCCAGCAGGUCCCAGGCAGGACCCGUGGACUGGUUCCUGCACUCAUCAGCGGGCAUGUCCCGCGAAGUCACAGACCAAAAUAUGGCCGACUCCCCGACCUGCUCCCAUAACUCGAAGCCUGGUGGACUCACACUAUUGGACAUCAGUGCAGACAUACGAGUGCCCCCGAGCCAAAUAGUCACUAAGGAAGACCUCCAUGCCCUCUCCGACGACAUACAUGGGGCAAUCCGCUCAGAAGUUGCCAUGCUACGGACCAAAAUUGCAGCACAUGGCGGCAGACUCCAGGAAUUGGAGACUGCCAUGCACGCCAUAACAGAGCGAGCAGAGACAUCGAACCUUGCUGUCUCCAACAGGGAAACAUGCUGCUCGCCCUAG